CACAAAGAAUGACCGGGUAACCUUUGAGAGAAGGUGACCGGUCAUAUCAUCUCACUUGACAAACAUUGGUCCAGUAUCUCAGGCAUGGUGAACCACGUCAGAGGUCAAGGGGACACCCCGCCGCUCAUCCAUCACGAGGCACACAGUGAAAGGGAUGUUUGUCAUUUUGCAGGGAGUUUGCACGUGGCGGUGGUUUCCCUGGAGUCACAUGGGAAGCAGGCAAGGAGGGAACCUAUCACUUUCACUGAUAGGGAUCUGCCCAGGACGGGGGGAGAUCAUAAUGACCCUUUGGUUAUUACAAUGGACAUCAAUGGAGCUGAUGUGGCCAGGGUCCUGGUUGACACAGGAAGCAGUGUCAAUGUUCUAUACUUGGAUGCUUUCAAGAAAUUGAAGUUGGACAGGUCCAUAUUGAGACCGUUGCAAACUCCAUUGUCAGGCUUCACUGGAGCUAGCAUAGAAGCGGAAGGUCAGAUCACCUUACCAGUUACCUUGGGGUCGGGUAACAGGACAGUGACCAAACAAAUGAGAUUUGUUGUGGUCAACAUCAAGUGUGUGCAUAAUGCCAUUCUGGGUAGGCCUGGGAUCAACCAGGUAGACAAGGGUGAGGAGAAGGCUAGGAUCGAGCCGGAUGCAUACACGGAGGAGAUCCAGAUUGAUGCCUCCAAUCCUGAGAGGAAGGUCAAAAUUGGGGCUGACCUUCAGGAAGAGCUAAGGACUGAGAUUGUCCAGGUGUUGACCAGGUAUAAAUCAUUAUUUGCCUGGAGUGUUGCUGAUAUGCCCGGGAUUGACCAGUCAGUCAUUUGCCAUCGUCUCUCUGUUCUUGAGGGGUCUAGGCCUGUAAGACAGAAGAAGAGAUUUUUGGCAAGUGAUAGGAGGGACUUUGUGAAGAAAGAGGUCAAGGACCUACUUGAAGUAGGUCAUAUCAGGGAAGUAAACUACCCUGAAUGGCUGGCCAAUGUAGUCCUGGCUCUGAAGGGCGAUACCUCGAGGAUGUGUGUAGACUACACAGACCUCAACAAGGCAUGCCCAAUGGAUUCUUAUCCUCUCCCCAGCCCGGACCAAAUGGUUGAUGAAAUUGCCGGGUGUGAGUUGCUCAGCUUUAUGGAUGCCUUCAAGGGGUAUCAUCAAAUCUUCAUGGCGGAGGAUGAUGAGGAGAAGACGGCCUUCCUCACUCCGGACGGCACAUACUGUUACAAGGUGAUGGCCUUUGGGUUGAAAAACUCAGGGGCAACUUACCAGAGAAUGGUCAACAAAUUGUUCAGGCCUUUGCUUGGACGGACCAUGGAGGCCUAUGUGUUCUACAAGUUUCCGGGAAGGCCUGCGACAUACUACCAUCCGGUUUCCAAUGUUAUUCCAUUCGCAAGGUUUGGGAUGGACAUCAUUGGAGCCUUCCCCCAAGCACAAGGGAGGAAGAAGUAUGUCAUGGUGGCUAUCGACUACUUCACAAAAUGGGUAGAGGCCGAGGCAUAUGCAACCAUCACAACCAAGUUCGGGUCUUGAUGUUGAGAGGGUUCGCGAUCAUAGGACAUGGUCAAAAUCUCCGAAGAAAGUUCGGGUCUUGAUGUUGAGACUUGAUGUUUCCAAAACCGUUUCGGAUUAUUCGUUCGAAAUUUGAGCAAGGUUGCUGUUAGGCAUGACACCAAGGCCAGAGGGGGAAAAGAAAGUGGCAUGGUCAAAAGUGACCGGUCACUUUUUGAUGUUCUGGAUUGACAAGAAAAUGCAAAUGGGAAA
This is a messenger RNA of Cuscuta campestris, 1731 nucleotides long. The record is from the annotation of a GenBank genome assembly. NCBI's taxonomy places the organism in Eukaryota, Viridiplantae, Streptophyta, Magnoliopsida, Solanales, Convolvulaceae.